Molecule: messenger RNA, 1419 nt
Organism: Babjeviella inositovora NRRL Y-12698
Lineage: Eukaryota; Fungi; Ascomycota; Pichiomycetes; Serinales
Gene: FUM12
Product: Fum12p
Exons: 2
Coding region: 1-1419 (472 amino acids)
Biological process (GO): tricarboxylic acid cycle; fumarate metabolic process; malate metabolic process
Cellular component (GO): tricarboxylic acid cycle heteromeric enzyme complex; mitochondrion
Molecular function (GO): fumarate hydratase activity
Source: RefSeq, a predicted model, not a curated record
AUGGAUAUCGCGCUUCCCGGGAGGAUCUUCCGGUCAACCGAAAAGGAUGCCUUCGGUGACAUCGAGGUUGCUUCCGACAGAUACUGGGGUGCCCAGACCCAGAGAUCUUUGCAGAACUUCAAGAUCGGUGGUCCACGUGAAAAGAUGCCAGAGCCAGUUGUGCGCGCUUUCGGUAUCUUGAAGAAGGCCACCUCUAUCGUCAACCAGGCGCAGGGUACCUUGGACGCCACCAUUGCCGGCGCCAUCCAGCAGGCUGCCACCGAAGUCGCUGAGGGUAAGUUGAUUGACCAUUUUCCAUUGGUUGUUUUCCAGACCGGUUCUGGUACCCAGUCCAACAUGAAUGCCAACGAGGUCAUUUCCAACAGGGCCAUCGAGAUCUUGGGCGGCGUGUUGGGCUCCAAGUCUCCAGUCCACCCUAACGAUCAUGUUAACCAGAGCCAGUCCUCUAACGACACCUUCCCCACCGUCAUGCACAUUGCCGCCGUCACCGAGAUCACCCACCACUUGUUGCCCGAAUUAGUUGGGUUGAGGGAUGCUUUAGCCCAGAAGGCUGAGGAGUUCCAGGAUAUCAUCAAGAUUGGAAGAACCCACUUGCAGGAUGCCACCCCGUUGACUUUGGGCCAGGAGUUCUCCGGGUACGUUCAGCAGUUGACCAAUGGUAUUGCCAGAGUCGAGGCUACCUUGCCAAACUUGAAGUUCUUGGCCCAGGGGGGUACCGCUGUUGGUACUGGCUUGAACACCAAGCUCGGGUUCGACGCCAAGGUUGCCGAAGAAGUUUCUAAGUUGACCGGCUUGGACUUCCAGACCGCACCAAACAAGUUCGAGGCCUUGGCUGCCCACGAUGCCAUUGUCGAGGCCUCCGGUGCCUUGAACACCGUCGCGGUCUCGUUGUACAAGAUUGCUAACGAUAUCAGAUACUUGGGUUCUGGCCCAAGAUGUGGGUACGGUGAAUUGUCUUUGCCAGAAAACGAGCCGGGUUCCUCCAUCAUGCCGGGCAAGGUAAACCCUACCCAGAACGAGGCCAUCACCAUGGUCUGCACCCAAGUCUUUGGUAACCACGCCUGCAUCACCUUUGCCGGCGCAUCCGGCCAGUUCGAGUUGAAUGUCUUCAAGCCAGUCAUGAUCUCCAACUUGUUGUCUUCCGUCAGAUUGUUAGGUGACGCCUCUAACUCCUUCAACGUCAACUGUGUCCAGGGCAUCAAGGCCAACAAGGAGAAGAUUGACAAGUUGUUGCAUGAAUCUCUCAUGUUGGUUACUGCGUUGAACCCAAAGAUUGGUUAUGACGCCGCUUCCAAGACCGCUAAGCACGCCCACAAGAACAACUUGACCUUGAAGCAGGCCGCGUUGGAGUUGGGUGUCUUGACCGAGGAGGAGUUCGACCACUGGGUCAGACCAGAGAACAUGAUUGGUCCAAAAUAA